This is a messenger RNA of Lymnaea stagnalis (great pond snail), 7723 nucleotides long. Lineage: Eukaryota; Metazoa; Mollusca; Gastropoda; Lymnaeidae. The record is from the annotation of a GenBank genome assembly.
AUGGCUGUAACCUUAGGCGGAAAUGACGUCCUGUUUCUCGAGAGCGAGGGCGACCUAACCGGUUCAAAAGUCACAGCGCUCAAACCGUUGGCCAUAUUUAUUGGCGUAAAAGAGGUGAGGCUGUUUGGGAUGAGGUAUAGAGUUGUGUGCGUCGAUGACUUUACCUUCUCAUGAUCCUUAUUUUUUUUCCUUGUUAUUGAAUGGUACAUCUUUGUUUGCUACUGACAAUGACCUCUGUGUGUAUAGACAAGACUCAAUCGGAUCCGUUAACUCUAGAGCACCGUCCCCGCAAUUGGAGGUCCGUGGACUGACAGUGGCUCACGAACAGUUACGUUGUCAGUCCGAAAAAAACAUAAAUAUUUAUGAUCAUAUAAAAUAUAUAUAUAUAAUUAAUUAAUCUCCUGCUGGGCCUUGGAGCAGUUUUAAAACAUGUCCAGCAGUCAAUCACAGGUUCAAAUGUUGGGAAACGCUUCCCCGGACUAGCCGUUUUCCACUUGGGCAAACAUUUCUAUCUAGAGCAAACGAGGCUGGUCAUCCAUAAGAGAUGUUACAUUAUUUUGGGGGGGGGGGUAAUUUUAGCCCCACCCUCUUUUAAAACACACAAAGAUUCGUCACUGUUUGAGACGCCCUGGUUAAACAUCUUCACAACAUUAAGACACCCUAAUAAAACCUCGUCUUAACAUUAUGACAUCCUAUUAACACAUUGUCACCACAUUAAGACACACACAUAACACAUCGUCACAACAUUAAGACACACAUAUAACACAUCGUCACAACAUUAAGACACACAUAUAACACAUUGUCACAACAUUAAGACACACACAAUAACACAUUGUCACAACAUUAAGACACACACAAUAACACAUUGUCACAACAUUAAGACACUAUCAUAGCACAAAGUCACACAUGAAUGACCCCCCUUUUUUCCUUAAAAUGUUUGAUUUCAUUCAUGAAUGGUCCCCCUUACAAGGCGUGUGUUUUUCCCUGGUUUCCCUACUGAGUGGGCUGAUUCAGCCAUGCAUACGUAAGGAUUACUUUACCUCAUUUCUUUCAAUGUUGAAGCAAAUAACAACAACUGUUACAGUUGAAGACAUCAAGGGGCGUUUGAAUGGAAAAAAAAUAUAAGAACCACGCAUUUUGACGCAAGGAAAUUUUUUAUCGAAAUGACAUAUGUUUUGUCUAAUCCUACAAUGAGAGAAGCAUAUACUUAUCGCGAAACCAUAAACAUAUAUCUUAUAAUUAUUUUGUCUCACAAAAAAAAAAAAAAAAAAUUUAAAAAAUCAAUGUUAAUUUCAGAAUGAUGGUACGGUAUCGUUCGAGCAAUUACUGCCCGCAUUCAAUGAAACAAAAUCUCUGAUUACCUGGUCACCGAGCACAAGCGCAGGUCUGUACCAGGAAUACCUAGCAUCAACGGGCGUUGCCAACAACACAUUAUACGUAAGUCAGUUUUUAGGAAGUUUUCAAUUUCCUUUUGGAGCUUUUAGUGUGGUGGACAAUAGCUUGUAGAAGUAUUUAGAGAUUUGUGUUUGAUCGGUUCUCCAAUAUCCAGAUACCUUUGCCGACCAAUGUUUGCAAGAUUACAACUCAACAACACUUAAAGACGUCGUUCGUAUAAAUCCGUUAUCAAAUUGACUAUAGAGCCAAAGUGGUUGGGGCUGAACAUUGGAUCAAACUUGCAAUAAAGUAACGCACUUGAUAAGAAUUUCAAUUUGUGCUCCCCCCUCAAGGCUGACAACCGCAAUUUCUUUCAACCCCCCCACCCCCGCCCCGAACUGUCUUAAUAUUCUAAUACCCCCACCCGCUCGUACACAGCAGAUUUAUUUCACCAACAAUUUAAGGGGAAAAAAAAAAUUAAAAACAUUACGCACCAAAGGCUCUUGCGAUAUUCCUUUUUUUUUUAAUUUCCUUUUUUUUUUUUUAAAAUCCCAUUUACUGCAGUGAUCGGGAAUUUUAUUUGACCUCCCUUUUGAAAAACUGAUUUUNGGGGGGGGGGGCGCUGAAGAUUUGAAAUAAUCUGUUGUCACCGGAAACGAGUAUAUUUGCGAAGUUUUAGCUCGAUAUGUUGACGGAAAGUGGGUCAAUUAACACCCGAAGAUUUUGCCAGCCAGCCACCUAUGAACAAAAGGGACGUUAACACAUAGGACUUUAAAAGCUACAUCCCACCAUCUUCAUCAGUGGAGCAGUUCAGCUCCAGAAGUGUCUGUUGCCAUAGGUUAAGGGACAUUUUCGGAAGUAACGAGUUGGUACAACGCUUUAUAACGCCCCCCUCUUUCCACUUGAAAACGAAGAUUUAAAAUAUAGAGUUAUUUGUUGUUGUUGCAAUGAAGCUCUAUAAUGAGGCAGCUCCCGUUUAAUCGCUUGAUCAUUUCCAAUGUUAUCCUGUUUUACUUAUUUAAAAAAAAAGAUGUCUUUAUUUCGACUUGGUCGGUUUAAAAAAAAAAUCCUUGAAAAAAAGGGAAAAUACUUAUUAAACUGAAAGUGCAUUGCUGUUCUAUGAGUUUUCUCCCUUACUUUCAACAAAUAAGUUUUGAUGCAUUCAAUUUGUCCGCCUGCUGUAAUUUGAAUAUCUAUAAUAAUGUAUUUGUUUGGACAGAAAGAUUUGGAAAAGAGAAUAUAUCGGUGGUCAACAGGUGAUACAUUAAAUGUAAUGCUAAACUUUGGAUUAAAAUUCCCAUCUGUAUGAUGUUGCGAAUGUAGAAAAAUAUUUACUCAAAGAUUUCAGCAAUUUAAAAAAAAAUAUAAAUACACCACUCCAAUUGAUGAAAAGGAUGUCGAAAUUCCUUUAAAAAGACCCACUUUUUUUUUUGUGUGAAUGCAACCCGUGUUUGUGUGUGAGCGUGUGUUUGUGUGUGAUCUGUGUUUGUAUGACCUUUUGUGUGACCUGUGUGUGUGUUUGUGUGUGACCCGUGUGUCAGUGUGUGGGUGAAAAUUCCAACUUAACUUAUUUCUAUUCGUAUUUUCUAAUCGAGCAAGGUGUCCCACGACAACAAGACCUGGACGCUGCCCCUGCCGGGAGACACGUGCCUGUUCGGGUCGGGGCCUCCGACUCACCUGACCGCAGACAACCCCAUCGCGGGCCUGCAACUCCUGCACCACGGUGGUGGGACAGCGUGUGUGACCUCCCUUGUCUCCUACGGUUUCUGGCGGUGGUCCUACGCCUUCGCCGUCCCCACGGACGUGACGUCACGGGGCGGUCCUAACGAGACGGUGUUCAUUGACCUCAUCGUCAUUACACGAGCGGUAAACGAUUCUCGCUUCUUUUAUUUUUUUUUUUUUUUUUAAACAAGACUUUCUCUCUACUCGCAUUUCUAUUACGAAGUGGCUAUUCGGACCCGGGUCGGAGGAGUGAGAGGUUGGGAUUAAAAUUAAAAAAAAAAAAAUUAUUGUAGGGUUCUUAAGAUAACAUUUGGUAUCAAAUGAAAGAUAAUUGAAUGGACUACAUGUUUGUAAACCUACUUCUUCAGUUUAACUUAAAUAAACUAACACAGAGGACAUCCGAAAAGCAUUAAUAAUAAUAAUAAUAAAGUUCAUUUCAAAAACACGCUUCAUCCCCAAGGCUCGAAGCGCGGUACAAAGUCAACAAAAAACAUAUCUAUAAUUAACCACAUUUAAAACAAACGCAACACUACAAAAACUAAUGGGACCUGGGUCUGAAUAGCGGCGAUGCGUUUCCGGUUCCAUGUUGACUAAAUUCUAUUCUGAUUUCAUUUGCGGUAGUUCAUUUUAGUUAAACAUAAGAUGUAAGUUUACAAACAUAUAGUCCAUUCAAUUAUCUUUCAUUUGAUACCUUAUUUUGUCAUACAAACCCUACAAUAAUUAAAAAAAUAUUUUUAAAUAAACCCAAGCUCUCAUUUCUCGGACCCGGGUCCGAAUAGCCGCAGCCUGUCCGUCGAUGUAGCGCUAUUUAAAAAAAAAUAAUAUUUAUUUAUUUUGUUUGUUUUUGUUUACGCACGUGACAUUUUAAGAAAUCUCGUGCAGUGAAAGGCUGGGGAAAGAAGACGUGUUUCCACUGUCGCCUAAAUCAUCGUGGUUGACCGCGUCUGCUUCGCGGUUGAGUGAACGGGUGGGUGGGUGAGCUCAGUAUAAAAUUUAAAUAAAAAAAAAAUAUCUAUCUAAAUAAAGCGUUAAUUCACUUCAAACGGGAUGAUCUAAACAUUUGUUGUUUUUUAAAAAAAAGUGAAUAAUUCUACUUUUUAUUAAAAAAAUGAAUUAUAGAUUACAAUUUUAACACUGAAAUGUAGAAAAUAAUUACAAAUUUCUUUAAAAAUACGUUUCCCAAAGAAAGGCUGGGGUCAAUAAUCAGCGUUGCUUCGUUCGGUGAGAUGAGGCGAACAUCUCUUUGAGACAACAUCUCUAUGAGGCGAACAUCUCUUUGAGACAACAUCUCUAUGAGGCGAACAUCUCUUUGAGACAACAUCUCUAUGAGGCGAACAUCUCUUUGAGACAACAUCUCUAUGAGGCGAACAUCUUCUCUCUGGUUGACGGUUUCCUGCCACCGCUUAUUCCCGUGUUUUUUGUUCUUGUUUUUUUUUUGUUGCUUUGUUAUUCCCAGGAUUUUGAACUCUUUACGAAAUUGAAUAAACCCACUUUUUUUACACUCGACUCUGUGCUAUGACAUUUCCAAAGGGCUACGUAAACUUUUGUGGUGGACGGACCCCCAGGAAUGACCCCCUUGGAGAGAAUGUCAAAGUCGUGUGUGUGUGUGUGUGUGUGUGUUAUGGUGUCUUAAAAUAACAAUUGAAUAAUCUUAUUAAAGAAGUUUUCAGAAUUUGAAGUAUGGAAAUAAUAAUUAUAUUGUAUUUAAAUAGUGUUGUGUGGACGCCCCGCGUGCCCCCCCCCCGGGCCACCCUUUUCAUCCGGUUUGUGCGUUACAUACAUCAUAGGGCAACACGUCCAGUUUUUAUGUUUGAACGACCCUGUUGUGAUCUAAACAUAUUUAUUUCAGAUGUGCUAAAUAUACUUUUUGUUAAUAAUCUCUAUUCCCCCCUCCCCUCCCCUCCCCAACCCCAAUGCCCAGGGUUCUCAAACAGAUCUAUUACUUGACGGUACCCCGUUUGGACCAGACGGCAGCCAGAAUGUCUUUCCCAGUAACGAUUAUGUUGUCAUCACUAAAAGGUAGGCCCUUAGUGAUUUGCUGGAGUGCUAUGUUUAAGAUCUUGACAGAGAGAUAGUGGAUUUUUAUUUUUAAUAUACCUAUAUAUAUAAAUAUCCCUUUAUCCGGACUGUUCUGUUUAGUUUUGAUUGAGUAUGAAAAAGAUAAUCCCAGAUACAAAUCCCGUUAUCCGGACUACUGUGUUUAGAGCUUGGUUGUUUACGACUUGAUGAUCCCAGAUACACAUCCGGUCAUCCGGACUACUGUGUUUAGAGCUUGGUUGUUUAGGACUUGAUGAUCCCAGAUACAAAUCUGGUUAUUCGUGCAAUAGAUUUCAUUCUCAAGUGGAUGGCUACUUCGAUAUCUGUACCCUCCCAGUACCCUGCCUCUACACAACACCUCCGUUAAAUCAUCAUCCUACACCCCACAUUCCAUGUGUUUUUCUAACAUUCCAACAAAGCUCUUUUCAACUGUUGACCCCAUUGACCACAGUGACCCAAUUGACCACAUUGACCACAAUGAUUUCAUUAACCCCUUUGACCACCAUGACCACAUUGACCACAAUGACCCUAUUGACUCCAUUGACCACAAUGACCCCAUUGACCACAGUGAUUUCAUUAACCUCUUUGAAAACCAUGACCAAAUGGACCACAAUGAUCCCAUUGACCAAAAUGAUCCCAUUGACCACAAUGACCCUAUUGACUCCAUUGACCACAAUGACCCCAUUGACCACAAUGAUUUCAUUAACCCCUUUGACCACCAUGACCACAUUGACCACAGUGACCACAAUCAUCCCAUUGACCACAUUGACCAAACUGAUCCCAUUGACCCCAUUGACCACAAUGACUUUAUUGACUCCAUUAACCACAAUGACCCCAUUGACCACAAUGAUUUCAUUAACCCCUUUGACCACCAUGACCCUAUUGACCACAUUGACCACAAUGAUCCCAUUGACCUAAUGACCACAUUGAACACAAUGACGACAUUGACCCCAAUGACCGCAUUGACUACAAUGACCCUAUUGAUCCCAUUGACCACAAUGAUUUCAUUUACCCCUUUGGCUACAAUGACCCUAUUGACCACAUUGACCACAUUGACCACAAUGACCCUAUAGACCGCAUUGACCACAAUGACCCUAUUGACCACAAUUACCAAAAUGACACUAUUGACCACAUUGACCACAAUGAUCCCAUUGACCACAUUGACCUAAUGACCACAUGGAACACAAUGACCACGUUGACCCCAAUGACCGCAUUGACCACAAUGUCCCUAUUGAUCCCAUUGACCUCAAUGACCCAUUUGAACUAAUUGACCCCCAUUGACCCCCUCCUUGCAGGAUUGAGCCCGGCUUCCACAGUGUUCGGUCAAGUUCCAUGUCUUACUUUGGUGCCUUCCUAGUGGGCGCACAUCCAAGGACCGCAUUCUGUACAACGGCUGGCCUUGACCCCUCGGUGAGUUGAGCAUCGGAUAGUACGAGAAACGCAACUAGCCCAAUUGUUCAUUCUAUUUGGUAGCAUAAACGAAACAAAAUUUAAAUAUUAAUGGCAUCUCACUAUGUUGAUUUAAGCCUUUGAGUUAACGCGUAGCACGCAAAGGUUGAACAAUAUUUCGGGGAAUAGACACUCUAAGCAUUGAGUUUUCAAUCACAUAAAAAUGAAAACGGAAAAUUGUUGUUGUUGUUACUCCAAUCUUUGUCAAACUCUUCAAUUAUAAAGAGUUUUCGGUGAACAAAUUCAUCGUCCAAUAUCAAAUUGAAUUUCCUAAAGGUAAAGGAGGUACGCUCAAUUGAAUGUAAACCGAGUGUGGGGUGACGCUGUGUUUACGGUUAGGGGCGUUACCUAAUGUGGGGUGACGCUGUGUUUACAGGGAGGGGUGUCACCUAGUGUGGGGUGACGCUGCGUUUACAGGGAGGGGUGUCACCUAGUGUGGGGUGACGCUGUGUUUACAGCGAGGGGUGUCACCUAGUGUGGGGUGACGCUGUGUUUACAGGGAGGGGUGUCACCUAGUGUGGGGUGACGCUGUGUUUACAGGUAGGGCUGCCACGAACUUCGAAAAAUGUUUCCUGGUUUGAGAUUGGGAAGGUCGAAUUGUUUUUUAUUCGUCUUGAAAUAUGAGUUGGGUUGGCAAGACAAAAAUUAUACUUAUUCAUCAGUUAUUUGAGACAGACGACUUGCUUGUGUCAUUUUAUUUCUCAAUUGAAAUUAUAUAUUAAAUUCUUCAUUUCUCAGAACCACAGCCACGCAGUUCUUGGGGAAUUCCCAAUUCCAGGAAACAAACUCAUUGACAUCUAUUUACCCGAAAACUCGACCGCAACAUUGAAGACAACGUCACCAACCAUCUCUACAACAACCGGCCCGGCAACCAGCACUACAGCGACGUCAGCUAUAGGCCCAGCUGGUGCCGGACAAUCAAACACCACAUCACCAGUUGCUGAGCCCACGUCAACUUCCACCCAGCCGACGAAUCGACCCUCCACCUGCAACCCAGCCGGCGCUGCGGCCACGCAGCUGACCAACCUGUCCAAGGAGCAAUUGGCCGAGAUCUUCGAGGACAUCAGACAAGUUCUGCUCUUGGACUACACGAAGACGUCCUCGUUCGUGCGGAGACUGACCAGCGCCGAGGACAUGCGAC